CGCCGCCAAUUAUGUGUGCGGAGUAGGAUUUCCAUAUUGCCCAUAAGAGGAAUCCUGGCAAGCAAGCUCGUAGAAUCCCUUUCAAGUUGUUCUUCGAGGAGGAGAUCCACCAUUGGAAAAGAAAAUGCACCUCGAAGGAAUAUUGUAGUUCAUGAGAGAGAGGGAGACGCCACCCACCGGCGAUGAAAUUGGGAUGGCGGAUGGAGAUGGUCUCAACAUCGUCAACGAUGGAGAGACGGAAGGACAAGAGGGUAGGGUCGGAAGUAUCUUCAUACCUACUGGACCCAACUCAGAAGGCAUUUUUCUCCUUGUCAAAGCCAUCACUGAUGCUAUAAAUCUUAGAGGGGAUAAUGCAUAUAUCCCAAGAGAAGAAAGGGUUGACAAGGAACAAAAAGGGUUUGAGGAGCCUUCUUCAAUGCUAAAUAUGUAUGGAAAAAAGGUAGAAACAACAGAAGAAGGAAUAACUAAGAAAGGUGAAGAUAUGGAAAUGAGGAAGCCUUCAAUUUCUUCUGAGCUGUUAGACUUAGAUAUACAAGAAGCAAAUAUGGUAGGGGACGGAUCAGAUAAGGGCCAGAAACAGCAACAAGAGGGCAGUGAAGAAGAUCAAACAGAAAAACUUUUCCUACCAGUCUUUCAAGCAUACUUUGAUGCUCUCUUUAAAGCAGCGGAGAACCAAAUUAAAGAGGCAUUGGCGAAGAAAGAGUUAUUGGAUAAUCUCAAAAAGGGAUUGCUUCCCAAUCAACAUGGAAAAGCUUUGAGGGCAACAAGGGAAACAAUUAGAAGCAUGGACAUGGUUACCAUGGUAAACUUUGAAGGAGCCAAAUAUCCUGUAUUCAUUUCGUACUCCAAUGCAGAUAAGGAGACAGUGGCAGAGUUCUUAUCAGGCGAACCACAGGAGAAUUGAAUUAACUACUAAGAGUUGAGUCUUAUAUGGUGACCCAUUUGGGGAUAGGUUUGUUGUUUAACUUAGGUUAUAAUCACUUUGCCUGGGUUUCCACUUCUUUUACGCUAUUCGGAUUAUGUUUUUCGUUUGAAUAGACACUUAAAUCCAGG
Cuscuta campestris is the source of this 1053-nucleotide messenger RNA. The record is from the annotation of a GenBank genome assembly. Lineage: Eukaryota; Viridiplantae; Streptophyta; Magnoliopsida; Solanales; Convolvulaceae.